This is a messenger RNA of Syzygium oleosum, 1755 nucleotides long. RefSeq names its product probable polygalacturonase. The transcript has 6 exons. Bases 151 to 1596 code for a protein of 481 amino acids. Lineage: Eukaryota; Viridiplantae; Streptophyta; Magnoliopsida; Myrtales; Myrtaceae. The record is from RefSeq and is a predicted model, not a curated record. Gene Ontology annotation, molecular function: polygalacturonase activity. Gene Ontology annotation, biological process: carbohydrate metabolic process.
UUGAUAAAAUGAUUUUGGAAACAGGAAAGAAAACAGAGAGACCCCCAGGAAGUAACGAAAAGCUUAUAAAUGAGCUUGUAAUUAGGCCCUAUCAGUAUUCUCUCGUUUUUUCUCUGCAGAAAACCUCUCCUGUUGACACUUUCCCCAGACAUGGAGCUCAAAGCAAAGCGUCCAGUGAAAACUCAGCCACAGGUGAUUAACAGAGUAGCAGUUUGGGCAUUCAUGGUGGCACUCGUGGUGAUUUUGGGUGGAGCCGAGGGCAGGAUCGUGAAGAGCUUCAGCACCUUCGAGUACAGCGCGAUGAGCUGCAGGGCUCACAGUGCCUCGGUGACGGAGUUCGGGGCGGUCGGCGACGGGAAGACGCUGAACACCAGGGCGUUCGCGGCGGCGAUCGCCCAUCUCAGCCGGUACUCGGCCGUGGGCGGUGGCCUGCUCUACGUCCCCGCCGGGAGGUGGUUGACGGGGACUUUCAACUUGACCAGCCACUUCACUCUCUACUUGCAUAAGCAGGCUGUUCUUCUUGCUUCCCAGGACAUAAGAGAUUGGCCACUGUCCGAUCCAUUGCCGUCGUACGGCCAUGGGAGGGAAGCGCCGGGAGGGAGGUACAUGAGCUUCAUAUUCGGGACCAACCUCACCGACGUGAUCAUCACCGGGGACAAUGGAAAGAUCGAUGGUCAGGGUGGCGUUUGGUGGACGAAGUUCCACAAGGGCAGCUUGAAGUACACCCGCCCUCACCUGAUCGAGAUCAUGCACUCGCGCUCUAUUCAGAUCUCUAAUUUGACUCUGCUCAACUCACCAUUUUGGACUGUUCAUCCUGUUUACAGCAGUGACAUUGUCAUUCAAGGGGUAACGAUCCUUGCUCCAAUCAAAUCUCCCAACACCGAUGGGAUUGACCCAGAUUCCUGCACUAAUACUAAAAUUGAAGACGUCCACAUCGUCUCUGGAGAUGAUUGCGUGGCCGUGAAGAGCGGUUGGGAUGAGUAUGGCAUCUCUUACGGAAUGCCGACCAGACAGCUUGUGAUCCGACGGCUCACAUGCAUUUCCCCGUACAGUGCGAUGAUCGCUCUCGGAAGUGAGAUGUCCGGCGGAAUCGAAGACGUCCGAGCCGAAGACAUCACGGCCAUCAACACGGAGUCCGGGAUCAGGAUCAAGACUGCUUUGGGCAGGGGAGGAUAUGUGAAGGAUGUUUAUGCGAAGGGAAUGAAAAUGCACACCAUGAAGUGGGCCUUUUGGAUGGACGGCAAUUAUGGUUCGCACCCGGAUAACCACUACAACCCAAAGGCCCGACCCAUGGUCACCGGGAUCAAUUACCGGGAUAUUGUGGCCGAGAACGUGACUAUGGCUGCUCAGUUUAAGGGGAUCCUGGGGGACCCGUUCACCGGAAUUUGCAUAUCUAAUGCGACCAUCACGAUGGCCCCUAAGUCCAAAGAGGAGCCGUGGACAUGCAGCAACAUUCAUGGGAUCACAAGUGGGGUCACACCUCAACCUUGUGGCAUGUUACCGGAGGCAACCACGACGUGCCAUUUUCCGGAGACGAGUCUCCCAAUCGAUGGAGUGAAGUUCAAAAAGUGCAUUUAUAGGGGGAACCAUGCAUGAUUUUCUUGUGCAGCGAACCGGAGGGCUACUCGGUGUAAAUUGCAAAGCCCAGAUCGCUGAAUGCCAAAAUGCAUUUUCUAUGUUUGAAUGAGAACCUGAGAAAAUGGUUAUGAACUAUGAUCGGCUCUUUGAGGCAUGAACGUGUGUGUAAUCGGUUAA